This is a messenger RNA of Tripterygium wilfordii, 2026 nucleotides long. RefSeq names its product phosphatidate cytidylyltransferase 1-like. Bases 384 to 1661 code for a protein of 425 amino acids. Gene Ontology annotation, cellular component: endoplasmic reticulum membrane. The record is from RefSeq and is a predicted model, not a curated record. Gene Ontology annotation, molecular function: phosphatidate cytidylyltransferase activity. Lineage: Eukaryota; Viridiplantae; Streptophyta; Magnoliopsida; Celastrales; Celastraceae. The transcript is spliced from 13 exons.
AAGAAGAAUAGCAAGAUGGAGCCUUUAAUGCGAAAUAAUUACUACAAAACAUGUAUCGCGUGGUAACGCUGUAAUAUAUCAGCGUUAAUUCAAGGCUAUCCAAGUAUAGGCCACUGGGUUGAGAGGAAGGGCAAAGUUGUUAAUAAAAAGAAUUUGGGCAGGUGUUCAAUUUGGGGAUUCCACGAAAUUAGUAACGAGAACAGACUCGUCCUUCUGCUUUACCUUCUCUUCUCGUCCUCUCUCUGUCGUCCAUCUCUCGCGCCUCCCUCUUGCACUGUCACUGAGCCUCUCUGUAACAGUGGAAGGAAGUAUCGAGGAAGGGAGUGGAAGUUGCUGACUCGUUAAGAGGUGAAUGAUAGCUGGGUAAAGUAGAAACAGCCUCAAUGCAAAAGGAUAAUAGUACCGGAAACGUAUCAACGCCUACUGCCAGGUCUCGGCACCGAAGGCGCUCUCAAGAGGCAAUUCCGGAGCCUAGCAAAGAAAAUGGAGGCCAUUUACUUGUUGAUGAUAAUAAUAAAUACAAGUCAUUCUUGAUUCGUGCAUACUCCACUCUAUGGAUGAUUGGGGGGUUUGCAUUUAUUGUGUACAUGGGCCAUCUAUAUAUCACCACAAUGGUGGUAGUUAUUCAAAUCUUUAUGGCAAAGGAGCUGUUUAAUCUGCUCAGGAAAGCACAUGAAGAUAGACAUCUCCCAGGAUUUAGGCUAUUAAAUUGGCACUUUUUCUUCACCGCGAUGCUAUUUGUGUAUGGCCGCAUUCUAAGUCAACGCCUUGCCAAUACUGUACCCGCUUCAGACAAGUUCUUGUAUCGUCUUGUGAGCAGCCUUAUCAAGUAUCAUAUGGUCAUCUGCUAUUCUUUAUAUAUCGCAGGUUUUAUGUGGUUCAUUCUUACACUGAAGAAGAAGAUGUACAAGUAUCAAUUUGGCCAAUAUGCAUGGACACACAUGAUUCUGAUUGUGGUAUUUACACAGUCAUCUUUCACUGUGGCGAACAUUUUUGAAGGAAUUAUCUGGUUUCUUCUUCCAGCAACACUUAUUGUCAUCAAUGAUAUAUUUGCAUAUAUUUUUGGAUUUUUCUUUGGGAGAACACCUCUAAUCAAGCUAUCCCCGAAGAAAACUUGGGAGGGAUUCAUUGGAGCAUCUGUUACAACUAUUAUAUCUGCUUUUGUGCUUGCGAAUAUGAUGGGGCGUUUUCAGUGGAUGACAUGUCCAAGGAAGGAUUUAUCUACCGGUUGGCUUCAUUGUGAUCCCGGGCCAGUAUUUAAGCCGGAGCAUUAUACUUUACCUGGAUGGUUGCCUAAAUGGUUUCCUUGGAAGGAGAUAGAUAUUCUGCCUCUUCAAUGGCAUGUUCUCUGUCUUGGUUUGUUUGCAUCAAUAAUAGCACCUUUUGGAGGCUUUUUCGCAAGUGGUUUUAAAAGAGCUUUUAAGAUCAAGGAUUUUGGUGAUAGUAUUCCUGGACAUGGUGGGAUUACAGAUAGAAUGGACUGCCAGAUGAUUAUGGCUGUCUUUGCAUAUAUCUACCACCAGUCAUUUGUUGUGUCUCAAAGCCUUACUGUCGAAACAAUCUUGGAUCAGAUAUUGGCAAACAUAAGCUUCGAAGAACAGUAUGCCUUGUACACAAAGCUUGGUGAGAUCAUCCAGGACAGGCUGACUGGACCCUCUUAAGAUUUUGGUCCUCUCUUUCCGUUGAUCCACCUCACGGAUCCCAAAAUCCAAGCGGAGCACGUUCUAUCCAUGGUGGCGUAGCAAAUGGAAGAAAGACUAUUGAUUUGUACAUGUCUUUCCUGUUUUCGAUUUCAGUAGUUAGGCGGAGUCAUUUCUUAGCGAGCAUACUAUGUACAGUGUAUUCUAACCAACUCAAAUACAGGGAGGGACUCCUACCGGAGCAAAUUAUGGUUCCUCUCUUAUCUCCUAGUUUUUUUGACUUGACAUGGAAUGUUUCGUCAUAUAGCUACUGUAAUAUCGGAGAUCUGAACAAUGCCAUAUCAGAUUAUCAGAAAACUAUAAAGAAUAAUAUGCACUUUCAACAA